This is a messenger RNA of Notothenia coriiceps (black rockcod), 999 nucleotides long. RefSeq names its product S-phase kinase-associated protein 2-like. Bases 203 to 502 code for a protein of 99 amino acids. The transcript has 4 exons. NCBI's taxonomy places the organism in Eukaryota, Metazoa, Chordata, Actinopteri, Perciformes, Nototheniidae. The record is from RefSeq and is a predicted model, not a curated record.
UUCAGGAUAGAGCAGUGAACAUAUCGUGGUGUGAAUUCGACAACAUCACGUGAAGAGUGUUGAUUAAUAAUCUGAACCCCGGCUGUCACUCACCUGAACCUCAGCGGGUACAGAGAGGGCCUUUACACUGGAAGAUGUGAAGGUGCUGGUGACCAGGUGUCCAAAUAUUCAAGCGCUAGAUUUAAGUGACAGCACUCUCCUGAUGGCCGACAGCUUCCCGGUCCUCAGACAGCUGAAGGGUUUGCUCCAUCUCUCUCUGAGCCGCUGCUACCACAUCCACCUCGCUGCCCUCACGGACCUGGGCUCCAUGUUCCCUCUUCUCUCUCUGCUGGACGUGUUUGGCAUCGUGAACGACGGCCACCUGUCCUCUCUGAAGAAGGAGCUUCCUCGCAUCAGCAUCAACUCCAGACCGUUCUCCAGCAUCGCCCGCCCCUCGCCCUCCUCAGGCCUCACCGGCGGCUUCAUGUGGAACAGGAAGUGCCAGCUGAGUUUCAAACUGUAGCCGCCAUGUUUUUGUAAGCUGAGUGAGUGUCUGUUACAUGUCCCAUGUUUCAGAGUUUCUGCUGCUACACAUGUUGUUAGUGUUAUCUGGCGUAAAGAGGUUAAAGGUCACUUUAAGGCGGAUGAUUCUUUAUUUAGAAAAGUCAGAUUUUGACGUUGAAUCCAGUUCUUGUUGGAAUGUUUUAAAACAAACGUUUGAUGGAUUUUUGAAUCAGUUUUAGGUUCUAAUAAUGUUUAUUUAAAAAUAUUUUGUAAGGGAAACAUGGUUUUAAAGACGCAAUGGAAAUGAAGAUGUAUGGAGUCUUUUUUAAAACUUGAGACAAUUGUUCUCGGGGAAAUAAUGAGGUGGUUUUAAAGAGUUCAGAAGAUUGAAUGUAAAAUGAUGAACUUCUUAUCAGUGCAUUAUGUCACCGUAUUUUCACCGCUCUUGUUCAUUAAUGUCAGAUGUGAAAUUUAACUGUUGUCUCCUGAGUCUUUACAGUAAACCACUGAAUGCAC